GCUGUCCUGUAUAAACACAGCAGCACACACUGUUCCAGUUACAGUACCCAGAGAGUGUCUGAUUACUGAGAGUCUGGCAGACGGCCAACGCUUUUCCAUUGAAAAAUACUCCAUUUGGCUCUUUGUCCAAGUAAAAACAGUACCACUUUACCGACUUUCUGCAGAUAAAAUAAAACUUCACGAACUGGGGAUAAAUCAUGGGCGGCAUGCAGAGUCAUUUUUUAGUUGAUUUAUGAUCUUUGCACUCUGCGCUCUCUCGGUUUUGGGGGAAUUUUCUUUACUUUUUGGAUUUGGAUGAGAAGCACAUUAGUCCUUGACCUCCCACGAGUCAACUCUGUGGAAAUGUAUGGGCAGAAAUCUCUGAAAGCUCUAAAGCUCUAAACAAAUGUUUGUGUUGUUGCAAGAAGCAUUGACUUCAUUCGUUUUUUUUUGACUCCCGUCUCUCAUUUUUGGGGUAAUGAUGUUUUCUCUGGCUCCGUGUCGGAGAUUCCACAUUCACUUUUCCACCUCGCUCUAGGAAUGACAUCCAGGACUCAUGAUGAUAUUAUUUUCUGAGCAGCUGCUGAACAACUCUCUGGAAGUCUACUUGCUACUUACACCUCUCCAUGGUUUUUCUUUCUGCUAAACAGUAUUUCAGAUCUUUUAACUCCAUAUUUUGCAUCAGGAUCACUUGGAUGUGUUCACCAAAGGCGCAGCUAUGUUGGGCGUCCUCCUCCUUCUGUCCCUCAUCUCCCUGGUGGCCCUGGUGCCUCCUCCUGCCCCCUGCAGGCAAUGCUGUGAUCACCUGGAGCCACCAGAAGGCAGCGGAGCCCAGCCGCCCAUCGGAGGGUUCAACUACGUGCCAGAAGUCCGCACCUACAUCAACAUGACCAUCCUCAAAGGUGACAAAGGAGAUCGUGGCGAAAGAGGAACACCAGGUAAACCUGGACACAUCGGCCCUCCAGGCUCCAUAGGCCCCAUGGGCUCCAAAGGUAGUAAAGGCCAGGCGGGUCCUCCAGGAGACCCCUGCAAAAUCCAGUACUCUGCCUUCUCCGUCGGCCGUCGCAAAUCCCUCCACAGCCUGGAGUCAUACCAGGCGCUCGUGUUUGACACGGUCUUCGUCAACCUGGAAGAGCACUUUGACAUGUUCAAGGGUAAAUUCAUCUGCCGCAUCCCGGGGAUCUACUACUUCAACGUCAACAUUCACACAUGGAACUUCAAAGAGACAUAUCUACACAUCAUGCAGAACGACGUGGAGAAGGCCAUCGUGUACGCCCAGCCCAGCGACCGCUCCAUCAUGCAGAGUCAGAGCGUGAUGCUGGAGCUGGACCUGAGUCACGAGGUGUGGAUCCGCCUGUACAAGAGGGAGAGGGAGAACGCAGUUUACAGUGAUGAUGUGGAUGUCUAUAUCACGUUCAAUGGAUACCUCAUCAAAGCGAGUGUAGAAGGAAAAUGAAUAAGGCAUGGCUAAGGUCAGUUGUGUGGGAAGCAAACACAUUGAACUGACACGAGAGCACAAAGAAAUUCACUGUAAAAUUCUUAUUUUCUUGCUUUUAUAAUCAGAUUUU
Larimichthys crocea (large yellow croaker) is the source of this 1547-nucleotide messenger RNA. It is a transcript of the gene c1qtnf6a, whose product is annotated as C1q and TNF related 6a. Bases 698 to 1435 code for a protein of 245 amino acids. NCBI's taxonomy places the organism in Eukaryota, Metazoa, Chordata, Actinopteri, Sciaenidae. Gene Ontology annotation, molecular function: protein binding. The transcript is spliced from 4 exons. The record is from RefSeq and is a predicted model, not a curated record.